GGCCGUCGACUCUCGAGACAAUGCCACAGACUCUGGCUAUGUUAGUGGCGGCUCUAGUGAUGACUACCUUCCAGAGAUUGUCUUCACCAAGCCACACUUGAAGUUCCUCAACAGACAAUUGCAGUUCCUCGAGCCUCAAGGUCAGCAAGGGUGGCCCCUCACGUCUCCAGGCCAAUUGACUAACCUUUCGCAGACGUCUUGAGAUGGUGUGUUACCUCUCUUCCUCAUCUAUACCAGACCACCGCUUUCGGUCUCACGGGUCUUGUGACUUUGGAUAUGCUCUCCAAGCUGGACGUUCCCCGGCCCCAGAUGGUUGAUCUCAUCUUCCUCGAUACCCUCCACCACUUCCCAGAGACCCUGGCCCUGGUCGACCGCGUCCGUCAGAAGUACCCCUUGGUCAACAUCCAUGUCUUCAAGCCUCAGGGUCUCGAGACUGAGGAAGAAUUCGCCAACAAGUACGGUGCCCGUCUUUGGGAGACGGAUGACCAGUUCUACGACUGGGCGGCCAAGGUUGAGCCUGCUCAGCGUGCCUACCGUGAACUCAACGUUCAUGCUGUCCUCACCGGACGUCGCCGCAGCCAGGGUGGCAAGCGUGGUGACCUGGAUGUCAUUGAGGUCGACGAGGCCGGCCUCAUCAAGAUCAACCCUCUCGCCAACUGGUCCUUCCAGCAGGUUAAACAAUACGUCCAGGACAACGAUGUUCCCUACAAUGAGCUACUUGACCGUGGCUACAAGAGCAUUGGCGACUACCACUCCACACAGCCGGUCAAGGAGAACGAGGAUGAGCGGUCCGGUCGCUGGAAGGGCCAACAGAAGACCGAGUGCGGUAUUCACAACCCUCGAUCCAAGUAUGCUCAGUUCUUGAUGGAGAUGGAGCGUAAGCGACAGGAGGAGGCCCUGUCGCAGGCUCUUCAGUCAUCCCUCACGACUACCGCUCAGUAAAAGCUGCUAUCCUUCUCGCACCUUGCAUCUACAACGGCGUUCUAUGUCCUGGAGUUCUCAUGUCGAGCGGAGUUACACAGCCUGUUUCAUUAUUUGUUUUAAAAGGAUCCCAUGAGCGCGGGAUUCGGGGAUCAUGUGUUAUGACUUUGAGGGAAUUCUUUCAAGCAAACGGUCCUAAUGGAUCAAAGGCCUCUCUCGCCAAUCCUACCCUGACUGGGAAAUACUGUACAUACUUACAGGGUUGGCG
Messenger RNA from Aspergillus sclerotioniger CBS 115572, 1189 nucleotides. It is a transcript of the gene met16, whose product is annotated as phosphoadenylyl-sulfate reductase (thioredoxin). The coding region runs from base 277 to 942 and encodes 221 amino acids. The transcript has a single exon. Gene Ontology annotation, cellular component: cytoplasm. The record is from RefSeq and is a predicted model, not a curated record. Gene Ontology annotation, molecular function: phosphoadenylyl-sulfate reductase (thioredoxin) activity. NCBI's taxonomy places the organism in Eukaryota, Fungi, Ascomycota, Eurotiomycetes, Eurotiales, Aspergillaceae.